ACACACCAAACAAUCUUCAUUCUUCUAAGUCCAAAAUAUCAAUUCUCUCUCUCCCUAGCUAAUAGCUAUAGUCCCUCUCAUACAUUCUUUCUUUCAUUUCUUACUUCUUAGUAAUCCCCUACCACAUAAAAAGAAAAAUGAAGUUGCUAUCUACAAAAGCCACAUGCAACUCUCAUGGCCAAGAUUCUUCAUAUUUCCUAGGAUGGGAAGAAUAUGAGAAAAACCCUUAUGAUGUAGUUCAAAAUCCUAAAGGAAUUAUUCAAAUGGGUCUUGCAGAAAAUCAGCUAUCUUUUGAUCUUUUAGAGUCAUGGCUUGCUAAGAACCCAGAUGUAGCUGGAUUUAAACGUGAUGGAAAAUCAAUAUUUAGAGAGCUUGCUCUCUUUCAAGAUUACCAUGGUCUCCCUUCUUUCAAGAAAGCAUUGGUAGAUUUCAUGGCUGAGAUUAGAGGAAACAAAAUCACUUUUGAUCCAAAUCACAUUGUUCUAACUGCUGGUGCUACUUCUGCAAAUGAGACACUCAUGUUUUGCCUUGCUGAACAAGGAGAAGCUUUUCUUCUUCCCACUCCUUAUUAUCCUGGAUUUGAUAGAGACUUGAAGUGGAGAACUGGGGUGGAGAUAGUUCCAAUACAAUGCACAAGCUCAAACAAUUUCCAAAUCACAGAAUCAGCUUUGCAACAAGCUCAUGAAGAAGCAAAGAAAAAGAACCUAAGAGUCAAAGGUGUCUUAGUCACAAAUCCAUCAAACCCACUAGGCACUACAAUGUCAAAGAGUGAAUUAAACCUUCUCAUUGACUUUAUCAAAGACAAAGACAUGCAUUUAAUAAGUGAUGAAAUUUAUUCCGGUACAGUUUUCACCUCUCCAAACUUUGUCAGCGUCAUGGAAAUCCUUAAAGAAAGAAAUGACCUUAAGGAUUUCGACGCUAACGUUUCAGAAAGAGUUCACAUUGUUUAUAGUCUCUCCAAAGACUUGGGUUUACCAGGUUUUCGUGUUGGCGCUAUAUACUCUGAAAACGACAUGGUCGUUGCAGCUGCAACAAAAAUGUCGAGCUUUGGUUUGGUUUCAUCACAAACUCAAUAUCUCCUCUCAGCUAUGCUAGGUGACAAAAAAUUCACAAGAAACUAUAUUUCUGAAAAUCAAAAGAGACUUAAAAAAAGACAAAGAAUGCUUGUAUUAGGGUUACAAAAAGCUGGCAUUAGUUGUCUCAAAACAAAUAAUGCUGGUUUGUUUUGUUGGGUUGAUAUGAGAAAUCUUCUUAGUUCCAACACAUUUGAAGCUGAAAUGGAAUUAUGGAAAAAGAUAUUAUACAAUGUUAAGUUGAACAUUUCCCCGGGUGCAUCGUGUCAUUGCACCGAACCGGGGUGGUUUCGUGUUUGUUUCGCUAACAUGUCGGAAGAUACAUUAAACCUAGCUAUGAAAAGGUUAAAGGAUUUUGUUGCAAACAACAAUGGUGAAGAGUGUAGUAGUAAUAAAAGAACUAGAAGUACCCAAGCUUCUAGAAGUUUUUCAAGGAAAUCACUUUCCAAUUGGGUCUUCCGGUUAUCUUCUCGUGAUCGUCAUGAACAAGAAGAAAGAUAGCCUGGUUAUGGUGUGAACUAGCCAUGCAUGAUGUGCUCACAAUUAUAUAUUAUUAUUAAUUAACUUUUAUUUAUUGUUUUUACUCCACGGCCAAAUAUUUUUUUGGUGGAGUUAGGAUCCCACUUUUAUUUUAUUUUUAUUUAUAAUGGUGAAAUUAAGAAAAACGCACUCUAUCCAUUUGGAUGUGAAGUGUGAGCUGUAGGAUUAUGAUAUGUUAAUUUUAAAGUAUGCAUGAAAAAUGUUGUUGAUGUGUGUGAUCAAAUGAAAAGUUUGAGGUAUAUAAUUAUCAAAUAGUCUCUAUUACAUAUA
Molecule: messenger RNA, 1883 nt
Organism: Trifolium pratense (red clover)
Lineage: Eukaryota; Viridiplantae; Streptophyta; Magnoliopsida; Fabales; Fabaceae
Product: 1-aminocyclopropane-1-carboxylate synthase 3-like
Exons: 3
Coding region: 138-1574 (478 amino acids)
Biological process (GO): amino acid metabolic process; biosynthetic process
Molecular function (GO): pyridoxal phosphate binding; 1-aminocyclopropane-1-carboxylate synthase activity; transaminase activity
Source: RefSeq, a predicted model, not a curated record